AUCAGAUUAUUAUUAGAAUUUUCAAAUCUCUAUAAAUUUCCAUAUUUGGUUCUAAUAAUUCGAUUUUAUUUUUUAAACAAAUAAUUUAAUUGGGAAAUAUCUUGAAGAUAAUGAAGAGAAUUAACAAAAAUGUUGAGAACGAGAAGGUACAAUUGAAGUGCACAAAACACUGUUUUUUAAAAUGGAUGAAGCACCGAUUUAAAUCGAAGCCAUCUAAUGAUACGGUAAGAUUAUAAUUACUUUAAGGAUAAGAUCCACAUUGAUUUCAAAUUUACGCAUAUCCUUUAUUAUUAAACGUAAAUUAGAAGACGGAAUUAAAUGAAAUAUCGUCGAGUUUAUCAUCUUUAAAAGAAAAUGGCUAUUUCAUAAAUGAAGAAAAAUCCAAAAAAAUUCAACAUGGUAAAUUUGAAGAAGAAAAUGCAAUGGAAGAUGAUGUUGAAAUUCAUUCGUUAGAAAAAAUUGAAGAAAAUUACAAUAGAAAUGAUAAUGUAACAAUUUCGGAUCAUCGUAAUGAACAAUUUUCAAACGAGAAAAUAAAUCAGAAAAUUUCUCAUAAUGUAGCAAUUUCGGAUGAAAACGAUCAUCUCGAAGAAAAGUUCAUAAGUCGGAAUGUAGAAUUUUUGAAAAAGGAAACGGAGACGAACACUAAUAAUUACUCUAUGGAUAUCGAAAUGCUUUCCUGUAAGGAUUCUCAUAAUUCUAGUAUGGGACAUUUCUGUGAAGAUGAAAAUAUUUCUAUUGAAAAUGAUCAAUUAGAUAAGGAUGUAAAUAAUAAAAUAGAACAAAAAUUAAUAGAAGAUUUGGUUUUAGUUCUUACUGAUUUAUUAAUUCACGAGAAAGACUGUAGCCACGAAUGUGAUUUUUCCUUAAACGAGGAGGAGAAAGAAUCCUCAAAUUUCUUGAAAGUAGAAAAUAAUUCGAAAGAAUCUAUUGAAUUUGAAAAACAACAAUUUAAAUCACAAUUGGAAGCGAAUACAUUUUCUCGAAAUCAUUCGAAGUGUUUUGAUAGUGAUUUCGUACCUUUUGCGAAUGUCAUGACACAUUCCGAUAAUAUAUUGCAUGUUGGAAAAAAGGUAAACCAUCGAGUUUCAGGAAGAAAAACUUCUCAAGCUGAAAAAAAUGCCAAAAUUACACGACAAAAUUCAAAAACAAAAAACGAAAAAAACAUUUUUGCUUCUCAGAAAUUAAUCAGCGACGACGACAAAGGUUCUCAGAUUGAAAAAUCAGAACAAGAUCAAAGUCCAUCUGUUAUUUUUCUUUCCAAAGAUUCCAAGUCGAAAUUUCGUGUGGGCGAUCAUAUUUUGACAAUAGACACUGAAAAAGUAGAUUCCACUAAUUUCAAAAGUCGCGAUUUGUCACUUAUGGCUAUUAAUGUUCAACCCGAUUCUGAUACAAGCAAUUCUGGAUACUGUGCAAAAUUCAAAAUAAGUCAGCUGUCUCCAGAAUACGAAUGGGAUGAGAAUCCUCGUCCACUAGAAGAUAUUAUCAGACCCCUUUCUAGUAGAAAUACUAAUGUUAUUUUGGUAUCUCCAUCGAAAUUCGAGUCGGAAAGUGAAUCUUCCAACGUCAAAGUUCCUGUGAAAUCUAAAGUACAACCCAAACAAUUUAUUUCUCCGAAUAAAAAGUCUAGUCUUGUAUUUAGGAUGCAAGAUAUUAUGUCACAAGUGUUGGAAACAGAUGCCCAACCCACUGUUAUUGCUGUUUCUGCUAAAGAGCAGUCAAAAGAUGAUUACUAUUCGAGAACUGAAAGUGGCAUAUCAACUGUGUUAAUUGCUUCAGGAAAGGAAGAGUUAAGUAAACAGAUAAAACAUAUGAAGAAUCCGGAAGAAAAAAAGUGGAGUAAAUUGGCAGAAGAAACAAUUCAAACACUACCUCCUUCCGUUAAAAAUAAGCCGAUAGUAUUUAUUUUCCCUCCAAGCUAUGAUGAUCUAAAUAAGUUUCAUAAAGAUGCUACAAAUGAAAAAACUCAACCGAUAGUUUUCAUUCCUCAAACAUCACAGUUUUCGAAACGAGAAAUUAUAGAAGGUGAGGUUUCUGAAGGUUUCUGUACUGAUGACAACCAGGCAAUAAGACCAACAAUAGUAAUUUUGCCUUCUAAAUCCAACCACACUGUAGUAGAAGUAGAUUGUUGGGAACCUUUCGAAGUAUCGGCGAGAACCCCUUCUUACUCUUCUACUCAGAAAGUUGUUUUGGAAGAUUCUGCGCAACCUCAUACACAGAAACAGCAGCAACAUUCAACACUGGAUCAGCCAAUGUUGCUCAUGGCCGGAUCUCAUCGAAGUGAAGUUACUCAACAGAAAGAUAUUCGAAGUCACGCUGACAAUGCUUCUUUCCAGAAAACUAAUAGAAAAUCAUUAAACGUUAGCAAAACCAAGAAAUACGCUUUAUCGGAUCAUGGGAAAGAUAUCUGUUAUCAUGGCCAUGAAAAAUGCGAUAAAAUUCACUUAAACGCGCGCGUAAUCGUAGAAGCCCCGAAAAAAGAUAAAUCGAGGAAAUUGCAGAGUUCAGAUAAAAUGGAGGGAAAUCUGCAAAGUCAAUUUCCCAUUAUCAAAACAAAUAAGAAAGGCAUGAAAAUAUGUUACUACGGUCACGAAGAGUGCGAGGAUAUUCACAUUCCUUCACAUAUAAUCGUGACUGCUCCCGAAUAUGGAAGAGAGAAAGGAUUAACGGAAAAUUCGAAUUCUGAAACGGAAUCAAAACGACGUCACGAAGUGAAUUUUGAUGAAGAUUUAAGUGAUAAAUCUACGAGUUCGACAAAUUUUGUCAAAGAGAGUGCCACGACGACAGCCACAGCCGUUACCAAGAAUAGUAAAUUUGAUACAGAAAAGAAAGGAUGGCUGAAUCGAAACUGGUUUUCGUCUAAGUAGAAAUAGUUACUUCAUGAUUUCAUUCUUAUUUUAUUGAAAAUUAAAAGUGCUUAUUUUGAUUAACUCGCAUAACUUUUCCUAAACACAUUCUC
Centruroides sculpturatus (bark scorpion) is the source of this 2959-nucleotide messenger RNA. RefSeq lists its product as uncharacterized. The record is from RefSeq and is a predicted model, not a curated record. Lineage: Eukaryota; Metazoa; Arthropoda; Arachnida; Scorpiones; Buthidae. The transcript has 2 exons. Bases 423 to 2867 code for a protein of 814 amino acids.